Molecule: messenger RNA, 3882 nt
Organism: Xyrauchen texanus (razorback sucker)
Lineage: Eukaryota; Metazoa; Chordata; Actinopteri; Cypriniformes; Catostomidae
Product: rho-related BTB domain-containing protein 3-like
Exons: 12
Coding region: 638-2497 (619 amino acids)
Biological process (GO): proteasome-mediated ubiquitin-dependent protein catabolic process; regulation of proteolysis
Cellular component (GO): cytoplasm
Molecular function (GO): ubiquitin protein ligase binding
Source: RefSeq, a predicted model, not a curated record
ACGUUUUAUACCUGUGGAAUAACAACCAAAGCCUCGCUUAUAUCACGGAUUAAUGACUGAAAGUGCCAUUGGUUUAUGCAGACAAGGGACCACAGCCAUCCUUGCGCGAGUAUUGUGGGGAAAACAAGUGUCCAUGAUGGUUUGCUGAGUCAGGAGACACCAACUCAGACUCGCCGUUUUAGUUUUUCCUCCACAAUCUCUGCUCUUUCCUCUAAAUUCUUAUCUCGUUGACCCAUGAGCUUUGACGGCAUGCUCAAGUGACGUCUGCUUUCAGGGCUCGGAUUGUGCCAUGCGUCCCGGGAAGCGCCGGAUGCCUGUUUUUUUUUUUUUUGUUUGUUAUUUUUAGUGGAGUGAACUUGUUUCCUCUGUAGCGCAGUGUCGAUCCUCUUGAUCUUUUCUUGCGUGAUCUCUGUGUUUACAGUCGCGCUGCCCAGCGGAUCAUUGCGCACCUGACGCGCUCACUAAAGCGAUUGUUUAAUGAAUGAACGGGGUACCCGAGAAGGCGAAACUCGCUUUUUCAUUCUGCUGAAGGAUUAUAGCGUGCCCGACCUUCAUUGCGGAAAAGACAGCCAGAGACUGAUGUAAAGCCUCCCGCUGAAGUACGUGCUCCCCGAGCCUUGAUCCAGCGGUUGGCAUCAUGUCUAUCCACAUAGUGGCCCUGGGUAGUGAAUAUCCGGGGGGUGUUGGACCUGGGGAGGAGACAGCCAGCCUGGGCCAGAUCCAAGGUGGCUUGCUGUGGAGUUACCUGGGCCAUGGAGCUCGAGAACUGGACCCAAACUCUGUGACGCCAUCAAGGCAUCCCCUGAACCCUGCUUUUAUGGAGUACCAGUCAAGAGUGUUUGGGGAUGUUAGAGUGAUGGUGCGAGAUUGCCCUAGUUGGGACCUUUUGGAUAGUGACUGGGCAAGUGUGCGAAGCCUUCUGGAGCAGGCCGACAUUGUGGUCAUUAAGUACUCUGUGAACGACAAACUGGCCUUUCAGCAGGUCCGAAACGGUUAUGCCCCAAGACUUCGUCCUCUUCUUCGACACUGGGGCCUGCCUGUGAUUCUGGUCGCCGUGGGGGCAAGGCUAAAUGAUGAAGGGCCACCGUGCACAUGCCCUCUGUGCGCAUCAGACUGGAGCAGCUGUGUACCGCAUACUGAGGGGCUACAGCUGUCCAGGGACCUGGGGGCCACUUACCUGGAGCUGCCCUCUCUAAACAACUUUUUUGUGGGUCGUUACUUUGGAAGUGUGCUGGAAUACUUCAUGAUUCAGUGCCUGAAGCAGAAAGCUAAAGAGCAUCCAAACAAGCGACGGGGCCAGAGGUUUAAUGAGCCGCACCCCCCUCAUCUGGACCAGCCAGCACGUCUUCCUGCGGUGAGAGUAGAGGAAUCCAGCUUCUCUCAAGACAUGCAGUUGUUGCUUGAACGUGGCGCUCAGUUUGCCGAUGUAGCAUUCUACACUGCCGAAUCUGGGAAGGAGCUGGGUUGGGCGCACGCAUCUGUGCUGUGUGCCGUUAGCCCCUAUUUCAGACAGCUGCUGGUGGGACGGCAAGCCUGGGAAAGACCUCUCUCACGUUGCACCUGCAGGGACAGAGAUGGCCCUCACUCUCUUUUAUCCACCUGGGAUGGAGGUGUGGAUGAUCUGCCCAGAGCGGAUGGGCACCCUCCUGGACACCUAUCCCGGCUGGUUGUGAAGGACGCGCUGCUGUCUUUAUGCCUGUGGGAGACAUUAAUGUUUCUUUACAGAGGGGCCUGGGAAUGGGAAUACCUGGAGGAAGCCAUCGCUGAAAAACUGAAGAACCCUUUGGUUGUAGCCCAGCUGAUGGACAGAAUUCAUUCAUUCGUUGGUAGAGAAAAGGCCCCCAGGGACACUCUCACAUCCCGCUCUCAACAAGGUCCUCUGACACUGGGCAACCUCUUUAAUUCUCCUCUAUACUCCGAUGUGAUCUUCAUGGUGCAAGGAAGCGUGUUGCCAGCACACAGAGCUGUGCUUGUGGCUCGGUGUGAUGUUAUGGCUGCCAUGUUUAGUGGGAAGUACGCAGAGGCACGAAGUCGUGUGGUGCCAAUCCAUGGAGUCUCUUCAGACACCUUCCUAGCUUUCCUAGAGUACCUCUACACUGACACUUGCUGUCCAGCCAGUGUGAUGCAGGCCAUGGCUGUGCUCGUCUGCGCAGAGAUGUACCAGGUGAAACGGCUACAGCACCUGUGUGAGGUGUGCAUCUGUGCUUACCUUCAGAGUAUGCCCAGUCGAGAGCUAGCGUCCACAGGCAUCAGUGUGAUUCGCUUGCUGAGAACAGCAAAGUGUCACAAUGCUGAUCAGCUUUAUGCUUGGCUCCUUCAUUUCAUUGCCAAUAACUACUUGAUAUUCAGCCACAAGCCUGACUUCCUGGAGCUAUCAGAUGAGGAGCGUGAGCAGGUGGAGCGACUGCGCUGGCCCUCCAGAGGUUAUCUACAGGAGCUCAGCGAGUACCAGCAACGCAGAUGGCCGGUCCGCAAGUCUCGCUGCAGCAUCAUGUGACCCAUUCUUAAUGCCCUGUUGACCGAAAGGAGGGGCGAAACAGAAAGGAUGCAAAUUAAAGUCACAAGUACAUUCAGGAAGCAAGAAACCAGCGUUUGACCUCUUGGUCAAGGGUGGAUUGUGAUGUACUGUAUUUACAUGAACUUUUACCUCUGACCCUGGGACAUAAAAGCAGACAACCGAGAAUUCUCAGUGGAAUUGGAUGGAUCCAAUGCCUGGGAAUGUGGUGAUGUCAUAUAGAGCCUUAUAGCACAGCUCUGACAAAGACAGUCACUCUGUGUGGAUAAUACUGUAACUAUAUUAUCUGUAUUAUUAUGGACAAACGAUGAUGCCUGAAUGGUGUAAUAAACUUCCUCUACGACGGAUUGAACCCCAAAGUGUUAAACAGGGUAGGGUCAACCUUAUACUCUGCAGAGUUUGACAUCAUACUCUCAUGGUUAUCCAUGGUAUUUCAAGGUGAGAUAAUGUCUUUCUUUCUGAUCUGUGGUUCCUCUUGCAAUAUUACUUGAAUCUUCAAAUGAACAAUUCAAUUGUUUAUUAUUUUUCUCCAUAACAUUAUUAGUUGAAUUAUUUGGCAACUAUUUUUGUAACAUGUACAUCUGAGAUUUUUUUUUUUUCUUCAAGAAUAUAUAUAUAUAUGAAGUACGCAUCCAGCAUGUGGACGGCCUCUUAGUGCAGUUGGUGCGGUCGACGUAGAUCCUAUUCUGGUUCAGUCUUCAGUCUAGUCCAGUUUCUUGACCCUAAUCUCAUGCUGAAUAAAUACAUUUUAGAAGGAUAUAUGUGUUUGUUCUGACAAUAUUCAAGUCUAGAUGUUUAAGUGUAAAGCAGUGGUUUUCAACUGGUGGGUCACAACCCAAGAAUGGCUUACAUGUCUGUUCUGAACGGUUUGUAAACAGCAGGGAAAAACAAUAAAAAUAAAUAAAUAGAAUAUACACACACACACACAUACACAUAUACAUAUACAUAUACAUAUAUAUAUAUAUACACACACAUAUAUACACACACACACAUAUAUAUAUAUAUGUGUAUAUAUGUGUGUGUAUAUAUGUGUAUGUAUAUACACAUACAUACACAUAUAUACAUACAUAUUGAAAAAGGCAGCAUAAAAGUAAUCCAUAUGAUUCUGCUAAAAAUCUUUGUUUGUGUUCUGCAGAAGAAAAUCAUACACAUCUGGGCCAUCAUGAGUAAAUUAUGAAAAAUGUUUACAUUUUGGGUGACCUAUCCCUUUUAAUUAUUAAAUAUCGACAAUGGCUUUACGUAGAAACAUAAUGAUUAUAUCUUUAGAAAGCUCAGACUUUCCUUUACACUUUACUGCCUAGUACUCCAAAUGUUUUUUCUGGGUCAGAUUGACUCAGAAUGAUGCAACAGGUCACAUGUUGUUUCAA